AAACCAUUAGCUUCUCUUCCUUCUCUCUUUGGCCAGCAAGCAUAUUAGUGUUUGCUUGCAGCUGUCACAACACAUUUCUCUCUCUCUCCUCCACUACUCUUCUCUCUCUAUUAAAAUAAAAUUUUCAUAAAAAAAAAAUAAAAAAUACCCUUUUAAAUAUAUUUUUUUGUUUUUAAUUAACUAACACAACACAUCUGUUCCGAACAACCAUACCACAUCAUCAUAUUCAUAAACCAUACCCACCUCUCUCUUUUCUCUUAAAAUUUAGUGAUUCUCUCCUAUUGGGAAAAGAAGAAAGAGGUUUUGUUGAAUGGUGGGGUUGAACAACAAAAAAGGGCAAUCACACACAAGCACAAACCAAAAGAAGAAGAAGCAAAAGAAAGAAAGAAAACUUUGAAGACAAGAGAUGAGAAUGAUAAUGCCAAGAGUACUAGUACACUUCUUGAUGCAUGCAUAAACUAGCUAUAGCAAGAAGAAUAUCAAGAACUCUAUAGUAGCAAUGGCUUAUCCACAUUAUCGAUCACAAUUUGGAGACACAACAUUCACUAAGGUUUUUGUUGGAGGACUAGCUUGGGAAACUCCAACUGAUGAAAUGAGAACAUAUUUUGAACAAUUUGGUGACAUACUUGAAGCUGUCAUUAUCACUGAUAAGAACACAGGAAAAUCUAAAGGAUACGGAUUUGUAACAUUUCGUGAUCCAGAAUCAGCUAGAAGGGCUUGUGCUGAUCCAAACCCAGUAAUUGAUGGAAGAAGAGCUAAUUGUAACAUUGCUUCUCUUGGACGUCCUAGACCAUCCCCACCAAGAGGGAGGGGUACAUAUCAAGGUGGGGGUGUGGGGACAGGAGCAGCAGCGGCGUACGGCGGUGUUCCGGCAGGAGGGCCACCACAAAUGGCAGCAGGAGCAGCAACAGCUCCAGUAAUGUACCAACCAUAUGGCUACCCUACCUACACUCCUGAAUACGGGUACCCUCAAGCAACAAUGUAUAACCCACAGAUUCAGCAAGCACAAUACUAUCAACAACUUUAUGGACCAUCAUCUUCAACAAUGGGUUCACCAUAUUAUUAUGGCUAUUCUAUGCAAGCAGCAGCACCAAGGGGUACAUUUUCAACACCCCAACCACAUCGCAUACAAGCUGGACCAUCCUAUCUAUACUACCCUACUACACCAAUGGAAGGAGCUUCUUUCUCUGCUGCAGCAUAUCGUCCACUUCAACAACCAUUAAUAAGGCAACCUUCUCCUACCCCUUCUCCUAGUGAUUCACAGACUCAGCAACGUACCUCAUCAGAGACAGCAUCUGGAGUAGUUAUAACUUCGGAAAGUUCAAAUACUCAAGGGAAGAACAACAACUAAUAAAUACUAUAUACCCCCCCUUAGUUUCAACUUGUAUAAUCUUCAAAUUCAAUUUCAUCACAUUAAUAUUCUUCUUCAUCUUUUUCUACAUUAUUAUAUCUUCAAUUUUUUUCGGUCCACAUGACUUGUGUUCUUCACUAUGGCAUUCCAAAUUUGGACUGAUUAAUCAACUUCAUGGAGAUUAUUAUCUUCAUUAUCUUUUCUUUGUCUUCAAGCAUUUUCACUUGAAAUAAUUAUUACCAAUUAAUUAUGUUUUCUUUUUUA
Molecule: messenger RNA, 1615 nt
Organism: Medicago truncatula (barrel medic)
Lineage: Eukaryota; Viridiplantae; Streptophyta; Magnoliopsida; Fabales; Fabaceae
Product: RNA-binding protein 38
Exons: 6
Coding region: 500-1351 (283 amino acids)
Molecular function (GO): RNA binding
Source: RefSeq, a predicted model, not a curated record